Messenger RNA from Prorocentrum cordatum, 682 nucleotides. Lineage: Eukaryota; Dinophyceae; Prorocentrales; Prorocentraceae. The record is from the annotation of a GenBank genome assembly.
GGCCCCGACGGCCCUGGCGGGUCGCCAUGGUCGGCGAGCAGCCAGCAGGUGGCGCGCGGCGGAGGCGGCGGCGGGAGCUGUACACUGGGCGUCGCUCCGCGAGCAGCUCCAUUCGGGAGGGCACGGUCGAAGCGAAGCAGACCAGGGCAGACGACAGCGACAGAGCGAGUGGAGCCUCGGGAGGGGGGGAGCGCGUGGGCAGCACGGGCGCCGUGCCGGAGCCUACGCGGCGGCGCUCCUGCUCGGACCGGGGGCGGCUGCCAACGAGAGGAACAGCCGGAUGUGGCCCAAGCAGGUGUUGAAGUUCGCGAGCGAGACCCGCCAAUUGAAGAAAGCUGCUCGCCGGCAUCGAGCCAGCCCGUGCGCGCAUCAUCGGACGAGGCUCGACAGGAGGAGGAGGAGGAGGAGGAGGAGAGAAGAAGAGGGGAAGGAGGCGGCGGUGGCGGCGGAGGAGGAUGUCCCCGCGCGCGUCGCGCAGCGCGCGAGCGGGGAAGCAAAAUACCAGGCUCUCUGCUACUGCACAGAGGCAUCCUCGCGAGGCGCCCUGGACCCACGCCAGGAUGCAAAACACCCUCGUGAACCUGAUCUUUCGGCGGCGGCCAUGCCGCAAGGCGUCUCCGAAAGUGGCCCUCCUCGGGGAAGGGUACCACGGUGCAGCUGUUCCCGCACUUCCGCAUCUCGG